ACGCCUAUUUUAAUUGUUACUGCUCGUAUUACUAAAUUUACCUUACCUGUGUUUUGUUCUACUUAAAGAUGGCAGACAAUCCUGACGGACUUGUACCGAUUGACAAUGAAGACAUUGAAGAAACUCCUGGGUAUCAGCCUCCCAAAGAGAAAUCGUUAAAAGAUAUUCAGGAUCUUGACCGGGACGACGAAGCAUUGGUUAAAUACAAAGCGCAAUUACUGGCAGGAGCGAACGACGUCCUUGACGAAGGAGGAUUGAACGUGUUAGUGAAAAAACUUGCUUUAAAAAUAAAAGAUCGAGAAGAUGUAGUUAUAGAUCUGACAGGAGAUAUAUCUUCAUUGAAAGAAAGACCAAUAGUGAUAAAAGAAGGCUCCGAAUACCAAGUCGAAAUCUCAUUCAGAGUUCAAAGAGAAAUUGUUGCAGGAUUGAGAUAUUUUCAAGUCAUUUCCAGGAAGGGAAUAAAAGUUGACAAAAAUGCCUUUAUGGUUGGAAGUUAUGGCCCCAAAUCAGAGAUUCAAACGUACAAAACACCUGUUGACACUGCCCCAAAUGGAAUGAUGUCACGUGGCCACUAUACUGUAAAAAGCAAAUUCACUGAUGACGAUAAACAUAUCUAUCUUGAAUGGGAGUGGUCAUUUGAUAUUAAAAAAGAUUGGUCGUAAAAGUUUAAAAACAUUGGAGAAAAUUUUUUCUUGUAUACAGUAGUCUUUUAAAUACGAUCCAACAAUUUUUGUCAAUUUUCAUUGGGUUCAAUAAAGAAACAAGUGCUUUGAUAA
Molecule: messenger RNA, 776 nt
Organism: Xenia sp. Carnegie-2017
Lineage: Eukaryota; Metazoa; Cnidaria; Anthozoa; Malacalcyonacea; Xeniidae
Product: rho GDP-dissociation inhibitor 1-like
Exons: 5
Coding region: 69-662 (197 amino acids)
Biological process (GO): Rho protein signal transduction
Cellular component (GO): membrane; cytosol; cytoplasm
Molecular function (GO): Rho GDP-dissociation inhibitor activity; protein binding
Source: RefSeq, a predicted model, not a curated record